AUGAGCAGGGCAACAAAGCGUAAAGCUGUCAACCCUAUUAAAGAGCAAAAUCCAAGUACAGUCUUUCAAGAACAUGUUGUCAAAAAUCUUGGCGCACACAAUGCCUUGGUUUCGGAAUAUGAUUAUGAACAGAAGGAAAGGCCGACUCCUUGUUGGAAGAAAGAUAUGAAUAUUCCUCAAUGGCUUUUAAUAACUUUAGUUUCAUUGAGUGUUGUAGUUUUUACAGCAUUUGCUUUAUUUGCUGCAGUUGUGACACUGCAAAAGCAAACCAAUGGAGGUCCAUGCCAGUCGAAUUCUGAUUGUCGCCAAGAUUUAGGUUUGAUAUGUAAUAAUUAUCGUUGUGGAUGUGCUUAUUCACAUUUUUGGAGUGACACAUAUCAAGUUUGUGAGCGAAGACGAAUGAUUAAUCGGACGUGUGUGAACGAUUCUAUGUGCGAUGCAUUGGGGAGUUUGCAAUGUUCAAAUGUUACACUGAGUAGUGGAGUUGUUCAACUUCAAUGUCAAUGUGAAGCUGCAAUGAGUUGGAAUGGAUAUGCAUGUGCAUAUCAAGGUUUAUACAACGCUUCGUGUACUCAAGAUUCGAAUUGUGAUACAACACGCUUUUUAUAUUGCAAUUUUGUGGUCGGAGGCUAUUGUCGUUGCAAUACAUCGAUGUUUUGGAACGGAAAUAUGAAUUCCGGUACAUGUGAAUAUAAACGUACUGUAAAUCAAUACUGUUAUCCAUACGACAAUAAUUGGUGUGAUGAUACAGGUCCGGUUGGUCAAGGUCUCACUUGUGCUAGUUAUACAAAUCCUUAUGGUAGUGAAUAUGGUGUUUGUCAAUGUUCAGCAAACCAAUACUAUAACGGUAGUGCCUCAUUAGCGAAUGGCUUUUGCGUUGCACAACAUGUAUACAAUCAAUCCUGUACAUCAACAUCGCAAUGUGAUUAUCGAAUUAAUUUAACAUGUUCGAAUAAUCUUUGUACAUGUUCAUCGGGUUAUAAUUAUAAUCCGUCGAUAAAUAGCAGCGGUGUUAUGGGCUUUUGUCAGCCAGCUUCAGGUUACUUGCAAAAUUGUACUGCUAUUCUGACGUGUAGUACAUCGCAAAAUCUUUACUGUGACUUCUCCUAUUAUAAUGGAUCAAAUACAACUGGCGUAUGUGAAUGUAAUUCGUCGUGGUCCUAUUGGGAUGGUACUACAUGCGCAAGUAAACUAUCCAUUGGCGGUUUAUGUACAAGCAAUACCAAUUGUAUAUCAUCAGAUGGUCUAUUUUGUAGUAAUUAUACGCAAUCGCUAGGUACGUGCGAUUGUGAUAGCAGUCAUUAUUGGAAUGGUACAUGUUCACUUAAACUAUGGUAUAAUGUAUCGUGUACAUCGUCAUAUGUUUGUGAUGAUAAUCGCGGCUUACAAUGUCAAGGUCUUGGUGGUAUUAUGUUUCAAAGUUGCGAUUGUUAUAAUACAAGUUAUAUUUGGGAUUCAUUGUACAUUACUCGACAGGAUAAAUGCAUGCUUAAACUAGGAUAUAAUCAGUCGACAUGUUAUGGUAAUCUUGAAUGCCAAGAUUAUAAUUAUUUAGUAUGUAAUGGUACUAAAUGUGACUGUCUUUAUACGGCUUAUUGGGAUGGUACUGUAUGUCAACCGAAACGAAAUUAUACAGAUCCAUGUUCGUUUACUUAUCAAUGCCGAGAUUUUGGCCCGGUGAAUCUAAUCUGUAUAAUGGGCACAACAGUACCGCCAGUUUUGCAAUGUCUUUGUAAUGCGACUUCAUUUUGGGAUGAUUGCCAACAAGCAUGCGUUGUUUCUAAAAAGAUUUAUCAAUCUUGCACACUUACUACGAACUGUUCAAGUGAUGAAUGUGAUAAAACAGCAAAUUUACAAUGUCUUAAUACUAGUAUUUCAUCUAACGCAGGAUGGUGCAAUUGUACUAGUUUACAAUGGUGGAAUGGCUCUUAUUGUCGUGACAAAGGCAUACCAGCUUGGGGAUCGAAUUCGAGUGCCGUAUGCAAUGCAUCAUAUCAAUGUGCUGAUUACAAUUUAGUUUCCUGUCCUCUCGGGGCCAAUUGGCCAAGUAGAAAUUCAACUUGUGAAUGUGCUACAACUAAGUGUUGGAAUGGUGCGACGUGCCGAGAUCGAGUAGUAUAUGGGCAGUCUUGUACGCUGUGGAAUACAUCUCCGGUGAACACAAGUACCUGUUUAAGUGCCGCUGGUGCAGGACUGAUUUGUAGUAGUAGCAUCUGUGUUGCGGGAACUUGUACAGGUGGGACUUGCUAUUGUCCUUUGCUUACUUCGUGGAACGCGGCGUUCCGUAUAUGUGCCGCGUAA
This is a messenger RNA of Rotaria socialis, 2301 nucleotides long. The record is from the annotation of a GenBank genome assembly. NCBI's taxonomy places the organism in Eukaryota, Metazoa, Rotifera, Eurotatoria, Philodinida, Philodinidae.